Messenger RNA from Amoebophrya sp. A120, 2670 nucleotides. The record is from the annotation of a GenBank genome assembly. NCBI's taxonomy places the organism in Eukaryota, Dinophyceae, Syndiniales, Amoebophryaceae.
AUGAAACUCCUCAGCAGCAGUACCACGACCUGCUCCAUCCCCACCCCUACUUUUUCCAUCCCAACCCGCCGCGGCCUUCCGCCAAAUCUAACCCCAAAGGCGCUGGAGGAGGUGUUGUUCGAUUCGGAAGGGUAUUUGGUAAACAUCCCAGUCGGAGACGUGCUCGGGUCGAAUUAUGUCAACAGCGCAGGAACAAGCAAAACGAAUGUCAAAAGUUUAAUUCCGGAGGGGAAAAGUGCGAAGGAACAUUUUGGAUACGAUAGUUGUACAACCAGCACAACUACAACUUCCUCUUCUAAAGCCAUCCUCUACCUGUCGGGAAGCCGAGAUGUACUGGAAGCGGGGAACAGCCAUGUGGUUUUCACGGGGGUUAGAGACGUCGAUACUACAACAGCAGUUAGUGGUGCUACUCCCGCAGGUCCGGUAGUUACAACCGCAAGCAGCACCAGCAACGGCGGCGAGAGCAGUACGACUUCGCCGAGUUGCGUACAACAACUUCAGCAACAGAAAAAGACGAAUUUCCAGGGUAAGGUCGUUACCAAAAACCGGGAAAGGUCGAGGUCUAAAUCCAAGGGCAUGAUUACAGGAGAAGAUGGUGAUCUGCAACUUCCGCCCGGGGAAUUCCAUGCGAGUCGGUUUGUAAAGGAGCCGAAAGUAGUGGAGCAAUUUUCAUCUGCGAAAUCGAAAGAGAUGGAACAAGCUGGAAGUUGUACUCCAAACGCCGAAGCAGGUUCAUCUGUAGAAGCUGCACGAGAACCGAUGAAAGCUACAACCACAACAUCAAAAUCCAAUGCAGCAGCAGUUUCUACUACUGCGCGGAACAUCUUCACAAGCAAUACGAACACGAAGCCAAUCAUUCUGCAGAACACCAUCCACGGGACGCAGAAGAUCAGCGAAGAGGGUUUUGUCGAGCUCGCCAAGAAGUUCGACUUCGCCACUCAAGUCGCGGAAGAAACCGAUGUGUUUCUCGGGCGGAACCGGGCCCAGAAAUCCGUGGAGCGGAGCCGGGACGGGACGAGUGGGUGGGUGAACAACUUGUGUCAGGACACGACCUCUGGAGGUGGUUCAAAACCCAAGUUUAUCGCCCCGGUCAUCCAGGGGGGGAGUUUCGAGGGGCUGCGGGUGAUCGCGACGAAGAAUGUGCUCACGAAAUGGGAACAACAGGAAGACAAUUGUGAAAUGAAACCUGCUCUUCUGAAACAAGCAGAAGGAGCGGAGUAUGAUCAAAAAGAAGCAAGCGAACCCCCACUGCUUCUAGAGACGACCACGAGCAAGAAAGAACACGAACCUGCUGAAGCUCCGGUGAAAAAUAAAACAUCACUUCCACCCAACAUCUGCUGCAUCAGCGGUCUGGGUCUUGGGGAAUCAUUUGAAGAUCGGAAGGACAUUGUGGAAACGGUGUUGAGAACGAUGGAAAACAGUGACAAAAACGGGAGAAAAGCCGCCAUUUUCCUCCCGACCAAGGGGGACUUGCAGGAUGUUUUCGAGUUUGCUGAAAAGGUGGAUGUGUUCGAAAUCUAUCCUGAAUAAAAACGUACCCACACCAGAGUUGUAAUGCUGAUUUGCAAAGACAGGAAGAUUGGUAAUGCGCAUCCCCAUGAGAGCCAUUUCCAGUCGUGUUUUCGAAUUUGUGAUGCUGCGAACAGGAUGAGCAGAGGGAUUUGUAAUGCGACUUCCCUUGCUAAACUGCACUACAAUACAGCCUGCAAUUUGUCAUGCGUGACUCACAAAACUCCUAGGUUUGUGUUGCAAAAUCCCCAUCCUGACUCUGGUGUGGGUACGUUUUUACUCAGGAUAAAAUCGGCUUUCCAUUUAUUUGCGCGAAUAACGGAAUUGCGUUGACUUUUUCGCUGAACAUGCCGGAGGAUAAACCUGUGAAAGAAUUGAUUGCGGAAAUUGUUGCUGCUGGGAAAACGCGCCGCUCUUGGGGUGUCGACUUGAUGCGACCGGAGUGCGCGGACGAGUUUAUUCCAGUGGAAGAGGUGGACGAGCAGGCAAAUACAGCAGCGGAAAUAAGUUCUGGCAAGAAGGGUCUGCAAGAGCAGAAGUGCACCCGGGCGUAUCUCUCCCAUUUGCUGCACUUGCAGGAACUGGCAGCCUACAUCUGGCUCACGCGGCACAACCUGCGAAAAUACGAAUUGCUGUUCCGGGAAAUCCGGAAGCACCUGGCGAAGGGCACGUUUGAGGAGUACAGGAACUGGUUCUAUGUCACGCAUGGGAUGGGGAUCUUUGGUUAUUGUAAACCGGCGUCUUCUUCUCCUGCAACUGCUGACGCUACUGGUGCUGCAGCCGGUGCAGGACAAGUGUCAACAUCGACGGCCGAAAAUCAAGCUGUACCUUCCAACAAGCGACCGGCGGAAGCAGAGGAAUUACUACAACCUGCUGUGGGGGAGAUCAUGAAAAGAACUGCUACAGGAGAAGUUGUGACACAGCAGCUGGGCACCGAGGCGAAGCAGGAAGAAAAGCAAAAGCCGGGUGAAGAAGCCAGCGAACCAGCAACAAAGAUUGCGAAGGUGGACUGAUGAGGAUCUCGUCAACUACCCUACUGUGUGAAAAUGUUGUCCGUAUUUCUAGUACCAGUCUCGACAUGUUUUGGAACCAAUUAUUGCACUAUCACGCGCACCGAAGAAGAAGAGAAUGCAUUGAUUCCCGCACUACAUCUACAACUAC